Messenger RNA from Kalmanozyma brasiliensis GHG001, 1080 nucleotides. Its product is annotated as FRG1-like protein. Bases 1 to 1080 code for a protein of 359 amino acids. NCBI's taxonomy places the organism in Eukaryota, Fungi, Basidiomycota, Ustilaginomycetes, Ustilaginales. The record is from RefSeq and is a predicted model, not a curated record. The transcript has a single exon. Gene Ontology annotation, molecular function: actin filament binding. Gene Ontology annotation, cellular component: striated muscle dense body; nucleolus; catalytic step 2 spliceosome.
AUGAGCGCAUCAUCGUCCAGAAGCCUGCGUCUCAGCUUCAAGGGUGACAAGCCCGCGAAGCGCAAGCGGCGGCGUGACGAGGGCGACCGCGGGGAGGGAUCGUCGCGAAAACGCAAGGAAGCCGACGUGUCGGAUGUCGAGGAUGUGGGCGGCGACGAGCAGGCGUGGGUGCUGGCCGAGACGCUGCAGGACCUCACAGGUCCCUGCUUCAUCAUGCACCAAUCCGAGUGGACCGGCGACACGCACUGCGUAGCCGUCGAGCCAAAUCGCCAGCGGAUCGAGGCGGGCCUGGUCGUGCCCAGCACCGACGCGGCGUUGGUUCGAGCCAAGGAGGAACUUGCCGCGGCCAACCCGGACCCGCGCAUCGCCAUCAUGGCGCAAGCGAUGGCGGAGCAUCCGGACAAGUUCCCGCCCGAACCCGGACAGCCUUCUGGUAUGGCGCCCAUCUCAACCCCUAUCGUUGGCGAUCCCACGCUCCUCCCCACCUCGGUGCACCACGUGUGGGUGGUCAACCAGAUCCGCCAGCGCGGUGCCGACGAAGCGCUGUGCACGUUCAAGAGCGCCCAAGGCAGGUUUCUCGGCGCCGAGAGGUCCGGUGGCGUGCGCGCGGAUCAGGAAGCUAGAGGCCCGCAGGAGUUGUGGGAAGUCGGACGUGCAAGUGGCGGCUUCUGGACCAUUUACUCCACCACUCACCACGGCUAUCUUGGGUUCGACAACGAUGCCGAGGGCAAACGAGUCGUCCGAAGCGACCGCCACGACAACCACUUUGAAGCGAACCUAGUCAUCAAGGUGCAGUGGAAGCAUCGACACGCUGCACGCCAUCCCGUCGACCCCAACGCCGCAGUGCGAGUCCAGACAAACGACCCGACAGCAGUCCUGCCAGGCACGCGCGAUCAGACGGUGGCUCGCGAAGUCGAAACCUUCCGUUCCCGUGCCGGCUCCCAAUACGUCCCCGCCAACUACGGCAGCAGCCUCUCCAAGGAGGAGCGCCGAGCACUGCGCAAAGCCGAGAAAGAAGGCAGACUCGCCGAGGAGAUGCUCGACCGACGAAGUAAGCUCAAGAGCGACAAGUACGCAUGA